AUGUCUACCACUCAAGUCAUCAUCGUCGGCGGCCACGGCAAAGUCGCGCUUCGUCUGUCCAAACUACUCGCCAACGACGGGAAACACGCUGUGACCUCUAUCAUUUGUACCGAGGACCAUAUUCCCGACCUGAAGGCGAUCUCCCCCUCGAUCCAACCUCUCCUACUCUCGCUCGAAGCUAAUUCCACGUCUGACUUCGCAAAGGCCUUCACCGGCAAAGACGUUGUUGUCUUUGCUGCGGGAUCUGGCAGUGAAGGCACACUCGAGCGGAUCACCAAGAUCGAUGCGGAGGGCGCUAUCAAGGUGUUUGACGCUAUCGAGGCUGUACCGGGCACGAACAAGCCGCGGCUCGUUCUCAUCGGCAGCUCCGACUCGCGCGACCACAACGCUCCCCCUCCACCCCACUACGACCAAGGUGACCUCGAAAUGACGAAGAUGAACCGCGAGAUGAUCGGGCCGUACUUGAACGCAAAGUAUCUGGCGGACAAGAACCUCGCUCAACGCACUGCGUUCAAGUGGACAACUGUCCGACCGGGUUGGUACACCGAUGAGCCAGGCACCGGCAAGGCCUCUGUCGGCCGCACUCACCUGUCUCCGUCCAUCUCGCGUGACGAUGUCGCUCUCGCACUGAGUAUCCUCGUUGACCGACCGGAUGCUUCGGGCCUUGCGAUUGAUAUAGUCGGAGGCGACGAGAAGACGGUUGCGGAAGGUCUUGACGCGUUCAUUGCCAGGGGCCAAUCUGACUUCUUGGGUUGA
This is a messenger RNA of Peniophora sp. CBMAI 1063, 756 nucleotides long. The record is from the annotation of a GenBank genome assembly. Lineage: Eukaryota; Fungi; Basidiomycota; Agaricomycetes; Russulales; Peniophoraceae.